CCAGAUAUGAACACAAAGCCAUAUUUCCUUCUUAUCUGGAGACAAGUCUUAUUAAACAACUCUCAGUUAGAUGGUCAUGUUUUCCCUUUUUCGUUUUAGGUGUGUUGUUCAUCUCUCAACAAAUGUGCUUUGGAUAGGUUAAAGAGGGAAUGGACAAUAGAAGCUACUCUAAUCUUCCAGACAAACUGCCUGUCUUCUCCGAUUCCACCCACUUGCCACUGACCCGGUCCUUCUAUCUGGACCCCAUGGUCACUUUGCACCUGUACCCCGAGGCCCCGGUGCCAUCCCCUUACUCUGAAGAGCUACCAUUACUUCCUUUUUCCAGUGACUCCCUGAUCAUGGAAAAUUAUGGUGAACCCUGUGCCUUCUCUUUUCCAAUGCCUUAUCCAAAUUACGGAAGGUGUGAAUAUUCUUAUGGGCCAGCCUUUAUCCGGAAAAGGAAUGAGCGGGAAAGGCAGCGGGUGAAAUGUGUCAAUGAAGGCUAUGCCCAGCUCCGACAUCAUCUGCCAGAGGAGUAUUUGGAAAAACGACUCAGCAAAGUGGAAACCCUCAGAGCUGCAAUCAAGUACAUUAAUUACCUGCAGUCUCUUCUGUACCCUGAAAAGGCUGAUCCCAAGAAUAACACUGGGAAAGGUCCCUCAAUAAUGGCAACCACCAGCUGCCAUACUGACCCCAUAUUUAGAAUCAUUUGACUCAGUGUUUCCAAACAGACACAAAUAAUUCCACAAAAUGGGGUCUCAUACAGCAUCAUUCAAUAAUUUUUCCUGAAUAUGAUUUCCAUGUGGGCAGAUAGCUCAAAUGCUAACCUAUACUGGAUUUUAUUUACCUUGCGUUGAAAUGUACUAAACAUUACCUUAUGUAGAUAGAGAAGAUGCUUCUUAAACUUUGGUCAUCUCUUUCAAGAACUUUAGGGGAACAGGGAAUCCCAAGGUUCUCUGUCCUCUCAUUCUGUCCUCCUCAUACACUUGGCCAGAGCCUCAGUUGUGAGAAGCUCUCACAAAAGCAUUGUAAAAUAUAACUAAUGACUACGUACUGUUUGUCGUGCACCUUGCAGAUUUUUUAUGCUAAACAAUUACAGUGAACCUUGAUUUGUCAAAGUUUGGUGGUUUUUAUUCUUUGGGAUUGGCAAGACAUCUAUACUUUAUCCAUACCAUGAUGAAAAAGAGUCUUGGGGCUAAAGCAAAAUUAGUUUACAAAACCUUGUUGUCCUUUGAAAUUAUUUCAGUCCUCUUUUUGCUACAGGCAAAAGACUUCCCCAGACAGCUUAGUA
This is a messenger RNA of Choloepus didactylus (southern two-toed sloth), 1270 nucleotides long. RefSeq names its product achaete-scute family bHLH transcription factor 3 (gene ASCL3). Gene Ontology annotation, biological process: developmental process; regulation of transcription by RNA polymerase II. The record is from RefSeq and is a predicted model, not a curated record. Lineage: Eukaryota; Metazoa; Chordata; Mammalia; Pilosa; Megalonychidae. Gene Ontology annotation, molecular function: protein dimerization activity; RNA polymerase II transcription regulatory region sequence-specific DNA binding; DNA-binding transcription factor activity, RNA polymerase II-specific. The transcript has 3 exons. The coding region runs from base 150 to 692 and encodes 180 amino acids.